AUGAUCAAGUUGGUCAUUAGGGGGUUUACGCUGCAUGUGCGUAGUAUUUAUGCUCUGAAGGUGGGCUUGGGAGAGGAGGUGAAAGCGGGGUUUUGGGAGGCUUUAGACGAGGUAGUGAGAGGCAUGCCUAGUUUGGAGAGAAUUGUCAUAACGGGGGACUUCAAUGGGCACAUUGGGGUUGUACCGGAAGGUUAUGACGAUGUGCAUGGAGGUUUUGGUUUUGAUGAUAGGAAUGAGGAGGGAGCAACUUUGUUAUAUUUUGCGAGGGCUUUUGGGUUGGUGGUGGUGAAUUCGAGCUUUUUGAAGAAGGAGGAUCACCUGAUUACCUUUCAAAGUGUGAUAACCAAGACUCAGAUUGACUUUAUGCUGCUAAGAAGGGGGGAUAGGGUUUUAUGUAAGAACUGUAAAGUCAUUCCGAGUGAGCAUCUUUUAAAUCAGCAUAGACUCCUGGUGAUGGACUUGUUUAUGAAAAGGAGAAAGAAGAGAAGGGUCAAUGAGGGUCGGCCUAGAAUUAGGUGGGGUGGCUUGAUGUCAGAUAGUGCGCUGAAGAUAGUAGAGAAAGUGGCGAUUUUAGGGGUAUGGGAUUGUAGGGGAGACGUGGAUGCCAUGUAG
Capsicum annuum is the source of this 612-nucleotide messenger RNA. RefSeq lists its product as uncharacterized. The record is from RefSeq and is a predicted model, not a curated record. Lineage: Eukaryota; Viridiplantae; Streptophyta; Magnoliopsida; Solanales; Solanaceae. Bases 1 to 612 code for a protein of 203 amino acids. Gene Ontology annotation, cellular component: nucleus. The transcript has a single exon. Gene Ontology annotation, biological process: chromatin remodeling.